Messenger RNA from Vigna radiata var. radiata (mung bean), 1838 nucleotides. RefSeq lists its product as uncharacterized. Bases 625 to 1020 code for a protein of 131 amino acids. The record is from RefSeq and is a predicted model, not a curated record. The transcript is spliced from 2 exons. NCBI's taxonomy places the organism in Eukaryota, Viridiplantae, Streptophyta, Magnoliopsida, Fabales, Fabaceae.
AAAUAAAAAUAAAGAGUAAAAAUAAAUAAACUAAAAAGUUAAAUAAUAAAAAUAAUAGUAAUAAAAGGGGUGGUGAUGCUUAAAUAAGAAGUGGGGGUGUCUAAACCACUUUUAGAAAACUAAUUGGGCCUAAACCCAAGUGGCUAGGGGUGCGGCUAGGAGAAAACGGGGUGCAGAAAGGAUUUAUUAUUUGGUUGCCAGAAUGGGUUUGAGCCCAAAUAGAAGGGGGCUGCAAAUGGAAGCAAAGGGGGUGCGGCAGAAAAUAAUUUGCCAGCCCAAGCACCCUAGCCCAAGGCUGUCUCUUGACCUAGAAACCUAGAGGGGUUCGAAUCUCCUCCCCUCAUUUCCCACUCCAACACUCAGACUCCAAGUUUCUCUUUCUCUCGCACUCAUUCUCCAAAGACCAGGGGUCUCUUUCUCUCUCUCCGUCGCACCGUCACAAACCAACACCCACCUCGAACCGGCCAUCGCUCCGUCGCCAAAAGUGUCGCCGGCAACCACCGCCCAAAACAUCAAAACCUCCGCGCUGCAGCGACAUCAGAUGCGAACACCAUCGUCGCGCGAGAGAGAUCGCUUUCUCCUUCGUGGGUCGUCUCCUAGGCAGGCUCGUCCGCCGCACCAGCGAUGGUGCCACCGGCCGUCACUAGGGUGGCCGUCGGUCACCACGUUAAUGGCUUCUUUCCUUCUUCGUCGGCGAGCAGGGAAGCCCUUUCUCUCUUCUGUUCUAUUUCUAUCUCCCGAUCCUCACCGAAGUCGUCACCGCCAAAGAGAAGGAAGCCGCCGCCACUGAAUCCACAGGUCACAGCUACUGUGGGUCGCCAACAAGGAAAAUCCUUUCCUCCUCUUUGCAUUCGUGGUUGUCGCCACCAAAGGCCUGCGGUUUCGACUCACGCAACUUGCAGAUUGGGGGAAUAUGGCUUAUGGGUCACGAAUGGACUCGAAAUCAGAUUAGGGGCAGGGGUAUUUGACACUUUGUUUAGGUGUGAUGGUGAUACGAAGGGAAGGUUAAUCUGGUGGUGAAAGAGAGGGGUGAUGGGGCUACGACGGCAUGAGGAUUUCCGGUGGAGGAGAUGAUACGAUUGGGGUUCUAAGUGGUUGGCUUUCUUGUUUGUUUUGUCCUUUGUUUUAAUACAGGAUGCUAGAUGUUAGGAACAGGGGAGAAGAAUACCUUGAGGCCAUCCGAUAAUGCGGGGUGAUGAAAAGGAAACCAGGCACGGGCUUCCUAGAAACUGCAAAGUACUUGGGUGAUAGUUAAGCUAAACAAAGGGCGUUACUAUUGGCUUGGUGUAUUAUGUCUUCUUACAAGAUCUAUGAGCACGGUGUGGAGAACACGGGGGGUUGAAUAAUAGAAACAAUGUAUAGGAACCAUUUCGGUUGUGAAGAGUACUCAAAGGGAAGAUAUGGGAUGGUAGUGAUGGUGUCGGGUAAUAAUAGACAUUAACAGAGAUGAUGAUGAUAUAUAAUUGUACACCGGGUAGUGAUGGUAAAUGAGAAAGAUUUAAACCAUAGUAUAUGUGCAAGUGCUCGCAACAUAGUAUAAAUGCAUUCAACAAUAAUCACAGGGCAGCAGCGCAACAUUACUAUAUUCAAGAGUAUCAAACAACUCAAAACAUGGAGUGCAAGGCAACUUACCUCUCAAAGAUCCGUUUACACUCGCCAACCUCGCGUCUCCAACGGGUCUCCUUCUCCUCCCUCGGUGUAGGUCCAACUUUCCAAAAUGAAGCUUGCUCUCAAGUCCUUGAUUCUUGAUGUCGUGAGUGGUGCCUUUUUUACUUCGUAUUCUCUUUGUAAAUGAGUGAUGAUAAAAAUGCAACCCUGUGUGCCCUCUUUUCUGCUUA